Molecule: messenger RNA, 30510 nt
Organism: Podarcis lilfordi (Lilford's wall lizard)
Lineage: Eukaryota; Metazoa; Chordata; Lepidosauria; Squamata; Lacertidae
Source: the annotation of a GenBank genome assembly
AUGCACAUCUUCGCACCGACAGUGUGGGCGUGCACGGCGGCGACAGUUGACCUGGAGGCGGUGCGACGAGCGUUGCAGGAUGACUCCUUCGCGCAAGCAAAGAUGGCAGAGGCGCACAGGGGCACGGCAGCGACCGACGAGUUCCAGCUGCGAGAUGGUUUGCUCAUCCGUAAAGGGGCCAUCUACGUGCCGGGAGACGAACUUCGCGCCAAGGUACUGCAGCAGCUGCACGACGCGCCCACUGCCGGGCACUUUGGCAAGGAGAAAACGGUGGAAUUAGUAGCCAGAGACUUCUGGUGGCCAGGAAUGAGAGGGGAAGUCGCGGACUACGUGGCGAGGUGUGACACCUGCCAGAGGGCCAAACCAGUGCACAGACCGCCGGCCGGACUGCUGGAACCGCUGCAAACUCCGUUCGAACCAUGGGAGAGAGUGGCCCUGGACUUUGUCACGGAUCUGCCCAGCUCGAGGGGCAAGACGGCUGUGCUGGUGGUGGUGGACUUGUUCUCCAAGAUGGCACAUUUCAUUCCGUGUGCGAAGGUGGCCACGGCGGAACAAACCGCCAAACUGUUCAUAGACCACGUGUUCAAGGUUCACGGUCUGCCGCGGUCUAUUCUGUCCGACCGAGGGCGACAGUUCAUCUCGAACUUCUGGCAGAGGCUGAUGGGCUUCCUGAACGUCAAGAUCAACCUGGCGUCGGCUAGACACCCGCAGACCAAUGGGCAAGCGGAGCGGGUCAAUGCCAUCAUGCAGCAGUACCUGAGAUGUUAUGCGAAUCAACAGCCUGCGACGUGGGUGGAUUACCUGCCUCUCGCCGAGUUUGCCUACAACAACACGAAGCACGUGUCCACGGGGGUCACGCCGUUCUUCGCCAACAACGGGAGGCACCCCAGAACCUUCCCGGGACUGGAAAGAAUGGGGGAGGGGGAGCCGCAGACAGCAGAUGCAUUCGCGUCGGAGUUGCAGGAGGUCCACGAUCAGCUGCGGCGGCACCUGGAGCUGGCUAAACACGCAUACAAGGUACAAGCGGACAAACACCGAAGGGUUGGCGAAGAGAUCCAUGUGGGAGACUGGGUCUGGUUAGCAGCCCACGCAGUGCCGGCCAGGUCGUUGGCGAAGAAGAAACUAGGGCAUAAACAACUGGGGCCCUACCAAGUCGAAGAACAGGUCAACCCGGUAGCUUUCAGGCUGGCUCUUCCGGAGGGUUCCAGAAUGCAUCCGGUGUUCCACAGAUCGGUGCUCACUCCCUACAAGGCACCUCACAGGUUUCAGGAACCAGGAACGGCACCGGGUCCGCUCCGAGAGAGAACCGGGCAGGGGGGAGUGGCACGGGAGGAGCGCAUCAACGAAGUCACGGAGAUUUUGGACUCCAGAUGGGGGGAAGAGGGGGUAGAAUACCUUCUCGCCAAGGAGGGCACCCCGGCCAGUGCCAACAGCUGGGUGCCGGGCUACGCUUUAGACGAACCUCUGCUCAAAGAAGAGUUUCAUGCCCUCUUCCCACAUAGGCCAAUGCCAGCAGACUUUUUCGACGACUGGCUUUUCACGCCCACGCUUUCAGCCAGCACGGUCCGGGGGUUCGACUCGGACGAGGAACCGACACGAGACGCCCGUUCCCCGGAGGGGUCACCCUCAGGAUCUGCUUCAGAACCCUCGUAUUGGUGGGAUGAUCGACCAGAGGAGCAGUUCCGUAGAAGGUGGCUGGAGGUCCCAGGACGAGCAACGUCUCCAGAAGGCAACGAGGGAGAGACGGACAUGGACUUUUUCGGGACGACCCGGGCUUCGAGCACGGCGGCACAGAGAUGGAAGCGGAGGUGACCGUCGUCAACGAGAGCAGGGAGGAAGAACCGGAAGACUUCAGAUGGCGGCCCGCCACGGGACGCGAACUGUAUCCGACAUUCGUCCCCUGACACGGCAGCACCCAGAUCCCGCACCGGAAGGAGGGGAGGGGGAAGAGGGGGCUUCGAGGGGGAUGGAUGUCAGGGGUUCAGGAGCAGAGGCAAGGGCAAGGGAGGAAACAGAGAGCGAGGGGGAGGAGGCAGAAGAAAAGAUGAGUGAUGACGACGACCCGAGAUCUCCGAGUCUUUCCAGUGAAUCAGAAGAUUCACAGAAAGGAGCACCAGUGGCCAGGGCAAGGGGGGAGCCUAGGGGGACACCCCAGGAAGAUAGAGCCAGAGGGGACUCAGAGGGGAGCAGUUGGAAAUCGGGACCAACGUCACCGCCAGAGAGCAGGGAAGAGGAAGGGCACCAGGGAUCAAGCGCUGGCAACUCACAACAGGGGGGAGGGCACGAGUCAGGAGUGGCCACACCUCCAUCGGGGAGCGAAGAAACGGUCAGACGGAAGGUGGAAGGUUGGGCGCGCGCGCCAAGUUCAAAUGCACAGGAAGGUGGCGCAGUAGGCAGCCCGGAAAGGGAGCCAGGUCCCAAAGCCCGCCGAAAGGAGGGAGAAGAGUCAGGGAGUCAGCGUCAGCGCCAGAGGAAUCCCGGAAGGAAGAGACCCCGGGGGGGCAGAGGGACCCAGAGAAGAACAGUCAGGCGGAAAAGGUGGAGCAGGGCUAGGAUAUUAAGUUGGUGUACAAGGGGCGGAGACUCAGACGGAGCUUCGCCGGUCUAAGCAUGAGACGUAGAGUUGCACGCAGCAGCUUGAGAAUGGAAACUGUAACUCAAUAAAGACUUUUGCUUAAUGAUCGCUGGCUAGCGUGAUCCUCUGUGAGCUAGGAUCUGGAAGCAGCUCUGACAAUAAUAAUAAAAAAUAAGGGGGCAGAAAGGGGUCCAAGCAUCCGGGAAAAUAAACUUUGGCAAUCCCACCCACCAUUGCACCCAAAGAACUUUGAUUUGGGCUUUAUGGAUGGUCCCUGGAACAUAAACCUCACAUAAGUUUUGGGCCUACUGUACUUCUGUGAAGUGUGCAUAGCAAUGCAUAGAUCAGUGAAAGUAACGUACACAAAUGCAUUAUAUUAGAGGAAAUAUAAAUAUUAGGGAAAUAUUAUACGCUUUGGCUAUUGUGCAUGUUAGGCAAAAAGGCAUAUAAAAAUUAGGAGACAUUCACUCUAAAAUGCUACUGAAUUUUCACAAUGAUUUUUUUUAAAAAAAAGAUAUUAAAAUGCUAAUUAAUGAGGAGAACUGACCUUAAGAUUGGAAAGAUAAGAAACAGAGAAACCGAAACUGAUCUAGUGACUGAUCUGUCACUAGAUACACUAGAUAGUAAAGGUAAAGGGACCCCUGACCAUUAGGUCCAGUCGUGAUCGACUCUGGUGUUGCGUGCUCAUCUCGCUCUAUAGGCCAAGGGAGCCGGCGUUUGUCCGCAGACAGCUUCCGGGUCAUGUGGCCAGCAUGACUAAGCCGCUUCUGGCGAACCAGAGCAGCUCACGGAAACACCGUUUACCUUCCCGCCGGAGCGGUACCUAUUUAUCUACUUUGACUUUGACGUGCUUUCAAACUGCUAGGUUGGCAGGAGCAGGGACCAAACAACGGGGGCUCACCCCAUCGCGGGGAUUCGAACCGCGACCUUCUGAUCGGCAAGUCCUAGGCUCUGUGGUUUAACCCACAGCGCCACCCGUGUCCCAGAUACACUAGAUACACUUUGAUAAAUGUUUACCACACACAUAAGCUCUCCCUUGACAGAUUUCCCCUCAAAUGGAGACCCCUGUAUGUGAAUACAAUCCUUCCAUGGGGCUUGCGGCACAUCAUGUAUCACUUAACAUGUUAAAAGAUGGUUCUACAUUUGAAUGAGUCCCCUAAUUGCAGAGCUGCCCAGCCAAAGCCUGAUCAAAGUCUUUUUGUUUUUGCUCCUGAUCUGUGUGUCACAGUUUUGCUCAUUUGGGGGGGGAGGGUCCUGAUCCAUAGAUCUUAUUUUUGCUCUCUCUUUUUUUGGAGUCCUGAGGUCCCCAAAAUGAGAGAAAACGUGGCCUGUGUGUCAGAGCAAAAAAAGUGAGAGAAAUCACAAGAGGGAAAUCAUUCUUUCUAGUCCAGAUCUGCUGUUUCAGGUCCAUGACAUCCUUCCCCCCCCCACAGUGACCAAGCAGGAUCUGAGCACAAGAACACGCUCCCGUUCUGUGGGUUCCAACAACUGGUAUUCAGCAGUAUUAUUGCCUCUGACUGACCACGGAGGCAAAGAAUAGCUAUCUUGACUAGCAGCCAUUAGAUAGUGUCAGUCUGCAUUACUCAGUACAGAAAGUAUUGAUCUGAUGUGUAGAGAUCUUUUCUGUUCUGCUUAGUUAAAGAGGGUUCUGGAAAGUUUUCUUUCUAUGUGAAAGAAACAGGCAGAAGGUUCUUGUUUGGGUUACCGUAUUUUCGUCCCAUAGGACGCACCUAGUUUUUGGGGGAAAUAAAGGGAAUUUCCCCCUUUAUUUCCCCCAAAAAACCAGGUCGGGAAACCAAACCAGGUCGGGGAACAGCAGGAUGGCGGCGCUGCGCCUCCCCGCUGUCCCCCAAGGUUGUGGGGCUGGCCAAUGUCUGCCUGGCACGCGGGGCACUCUGCUUCAGGGCAUCCCGCGUGCCGGGCGGCAGGCUGCUAUCCGCAGUCUAGGGAGCCCUGCGGGAACUCCCGCGGGCUCCCCAGGCUUGCUGAUAGCUUCUUGAAGCCUGGAGAAUGAGAGGGGUCGGUGCGCCCCGACCCCUCUCGUUUUCCAAGCUUCAGUGAAAGCCUGUAUUCGCCCCAUAGGAUGCGCACAGAUUUCCCCUUCAUUUUUGGAGGGGAACAAGUGUGUCCUAUAGGGCGAAAAAUACGGUAUUUCUUCUGGGAAGCUGAGUACAACUGGUUUAAACUGGUUCUGUUACUAUAAUAGUAAGACCAGGAGGAGCCUGGGUCUCAUGUCUGAGAUAUCUUGAUUUAUUGCUCAGAUAAGCGUCCGGCACGCUUCCCCCAUUGCGUAGGCCUCUGCAUUCCAAAGGGCACAUUCCGAUACUUCUGAGCAUAGCAGAGUUCGUCAGCGGCUAGAGGAAGCCAAAACACUCCAGUGCAUUCUUCAGUGUGCUUAAAUGAAGUCCACUCAGGAUAUUAGCAGCUAAAAGCAGCUUUAUUUACAGCAGGCUAUCCAUUAUCUAUCACAGCGAACAGCAUCGCGAAAACACGUCCUCUCUCCUCAAAAGCGAAAGUAGAGAGACAGAACAAAGACUUUAGUCUCUCGGAACUGACGUAGCUCCCCCCUCCCAACUGUAGGCAGGGCGUACAGUCUGAGCUGUUUAACCCUGUAAGCUCAGGUUCUCCUCACACCCCCUCUCGCCCUGCGCUACUGUGGGGACAGUAAGUACAGAACUUACCCCCAACUCCAAACCACCACAAAACUCCCCAUGACGCUGGAAGCUUAAAGGUUUGGUAAAUCCAUCGGCCAGGUUACUGUGACUGGCACAGUACUUCAGUCGUAUCAAACCUGACUGAACACUCUGACACACAUUUUGGAAACGUAUGUCCAGAUGCUUGGUUCUCGCCUUAAAUUGCGCAGAUUCAGCCAACUUCAAACAAGGCUGAUUGUCUUCCCAAACCGUGAUGGGCAAGCUACAAUCCCCAUAGAUCUCUUGCACCAAGCAUCUAUAGAACUCUAGUUCUCGGCACAAGUCUGACAGUGCACUGAAUUCAGCCUCAGUAGAAGACAGCGCAAUGAGACUUUGCUUCCGGGACUUCCACCCAACCAGUGACUUCCCAAACUUUAUCACCAACCCAGACACAGACUUGCGGUCCUGCGAAUUCGCCCAGUCACUGUCCGCAUAGCAUGUGAGCUUCGCCUCACCUUCAGCUGGCAGCUUAAGACAGAAGUCUUUGGUAUGCUGCAGGUAGCGCAGUACCCGCUUGAUACCGUGCCAAGCACUCACACUGGGCUUUGACGCUUCCCUACUUAGCAGGUUGGUAGCAAAGGCAAUGUCUGGUCUGCUCCAUUGGGACAGAUACAACAGACUACCUAGAGCUGACUGAAAGAGCUCAGCAUUCUCAAACUCAGCACUUUCUGCUUGCUGGCUAUCUUUCACGAAGUUCGUCUCCAUGGGUGUCCGAACUCCUGCACAAUCGGACAUUCUGAACUUCUCCAGCAACUGCUCAAUCUUGCCUUUCUGACUGAGCAAGAAGCUACCAUCCUCAGUUCUCGCUAUCUGGACACCUAGGUAGAUCUUUACUGCACCCAGGUCCUUGAGCUGAAACCGUUUCCCAAGCUCUUUGGCAAACUUCUGCACCUGUUUGUCUGCCUUUCCAACAUGGAUGAUGUCAUCAACGUAAAACAACACCAGUUCCUGUGAGUCUCCUGAUCCUCUAAGGAACAGGCAACUGUCAGCAAGACUCUUCCUGAAACCUAGCUUCUCCAAAGCUUCAUUCAGGCACAAGUUCCAAUUCCUGGCCGACUGCUUCAGGCCGUAAAUUGACUUGUGAAGUUUCCACACAGUACCUCGCUCAUUGCCCUCAAACCCUGGAGGAGGAAGCAUGUACAGAUCCUCCUGGAGGUCUGAGUUCAAGUAAGCAACAUCCACAUCAAAGUGAUGCACCAGCAAACCUCUUUGUGCAGCGAUGGCCAAGACCAAGCGUAGAGACUCACUCCUACACGUGGGCGCAUAACUCUCCGUAUAAUGCAACCCCUCUGCUGCGUGAAUCCUCUCGCCACUAAUCUGGCCUUAUACUGCGGUUCUCCUGUCGCUGUGGGCUUAAGACGGUAAACCCAGCGGCUACCCACUGCCUUUUCACCCACCGGCAACUUCGUGAGGGAGAACACACCUAGAGACUCCAUUGAGUUCAUCUCCUUCUGCAUCGCCUCAUGCCAUUUCCUGGCUUCUUCCUGAGGCAGUUUCUGAACAUCCUCAAAACUCUCGGGUUCACACUGUGCCAUUCCGACCCACACACUAGUGACGGCAAACCUUUCAGGAGGUUUUCCCUUGGUCGUCCGCGUUGAACGGCGCAGCACUACUUCAGGAACCCCCUCUGACCCACUAGGGCCAGCCAGAACGUCCUUGGCAUCAGAGAGCUCCCCUCUGACUUACUGCGCCUUCUGGACUUCUCAGCCGAACCUGUGGGGAAGAUGGAGCACUGCGUUGCUCACUCUUCACAGCCUUGGGAGAAGUUCUCCCUCUGCCUGCACUGGGCCUGGACUCUGAGCCUCAGUAGCAGGUUCAACCUCUUCCUCUCCUUCAUCAGCAGAGUCUAGCAGACUCUCUGACAGGAUGUCAGGGUUCCCAUGUAUCCUUGCCCAGCCACUCUGCUCACAGAAUUCAGCACUGUUGCUGAGCAGAAUCCUGGACUGAUUCCCUGACGGAUAAGCAAACCUCCACCCCUUGGUCCCUGGCUCAUACCCACAAAAAUCAUCUUCUGGGACCUGGGUUCACCUUUCUUGCGUUUGGCCUUUGGUAUGAGGACCCAAGCCUCACAGCCAAAAACGCGGAAGUAGUGCACUUUCGGUUUCUUGCCAUGGAGCAAGAAGUACGGUGUGUCACCUACCACUGAAUUGAACGACCUGUUCAGAACAAAGUUGGCCGUUCGCCAAGCCUCCCCCCAAAAGCGCUGUGGGAGCCCGGCAUCAAACAAAAGAGCUGCGGACAUCCCCCUAGAGUCCUGUUCCUGCGUUCCGCGAUCCCAUUCUGUUGGGGACUGUGUGGAGAAGUCAACCUGUGUUGAAUCCCCUUUUUGCGGAAGAAACUUUGCAGUGCAGACCCGGUGAACUCCCCACCGCGAUCGCUCUGAAAGUUUUGCACCCGUGUGGAAAACUGCAGUUCCACAGCCGCAAUCCAGUCUUUGAUUAGCGGCGCAGCUUCAUCUUUGCGCCGAAUCGUGAAACACCAAGAAUUCCUAGUAUGGUCAUCAAUCAGAACCAGCGAAUAUUUGGCUCCGCCCAAACUGCUCACAGAAAACGGUCCACACAAAUCUGCAUGAAUUAAUUGAAAAGCCCUAGUGGUCACCCUCUCAGACCUAGGGUAUGUGCACGUUUUCACCUUUGCGGACUUGCACGCUCUGCAAUCUAGAAACUUAGCACAUGAUUUCAUUUUGCACCCUUGCGUAUACUCUGGGAUCCUUCUCACCGACCCCCACGACACGUGUGCCAUACGUCUGUGCCAGAGAUGUUGACACGCAUCAUGAACUGGAACAUUGGCACACUGCGCUUGAGCCUCCUCCGUGUCAUCCGUGUCAUCUGGACCUGCAAAAGAAGCAUUUAUCACAAACAACCUGUCUUUACAUUCAACACUGACUAGGUGCUGUCCAUUCUUGGAAAUAGAACACUUAUUGUUCUCAAAACACACUCUGUAGUUCUCAGCAAGAAGUGCACUGACAGACAGCAACGCGCAGGACAGUCCUGGAACAACAAAAGCCUGGAUUGAGUCCUGCAAGAAAGAACAAAACAGUGAGCCACUCUGCGUGAGUGGGUGUCGAGUCCCAUCUGCUAAACAGACAGUCUUCCCAGUUUUUACAGAGGUGCAGUUCUCCAGGAAUCCACCAGAUGGCACGAGAUGAUGAGAUGAUCCUGAGUCUAUCACAAAAGCCAGCUCUGCAUCCUGUUGACAACUUUUGACUACAGCCAUAGAGGCAGCCAAAUGUUUACGUUCAGUGUCUCUGCCAGCUGCCUUCGGCUUGCCUUUCCCACGCUUUGAAGAAGAGCUCUUUAUCUGGUUGCUACGGGAGACGGCCUUGGGCUGUUCCUCCACUGGACAUUCUCUCACCAGAUGGGAGGGGAGCCACAGCGAUAACAGCGGCGACGCGUAGCAACAGCUCUCACAGCUCCCUCUUCAGCCAUUCCUUUGUUCCCUGCACCCCCACCUUUGGGUGCACAGCCUGGGCCUGCACGCUCCCCAGCACUCUGGUUGUAGGCCUCAACAUCACACGGCCCCUCGGAGACAAAGCAGCUACUCCCAGCUGUAACUUCAGGAACAUGGCCAGCAGCCCCCUCUGGGCUCUCAGCUUCCUCCCUGCUCUCGGCUUUCUCCCGGCCCUGGGCUCCUGCUGAGUUCUCACACAGACUCCUCAGCACCUGCCAGGCGGCCUGAGCCGACUCAAUGCCCUCCAGGUGGGGCAACAGCAUAGCGUCCACGCUUGCUCUCAACAUGCAGAGCUCCCUUUGCAUUCUCAGCUCUCUAUCUUCCAGGAGAGCAGCCUCCAGUUCUGCUCCUCCUUCUUCAGCAGCAACUGGCAUGGGUGGGGCGGGCUCCUUCUGGGCUAUAUCCCAGAACCCUGUGGCCAAAAACCACCCCUGACUCUUCUAACCCAGAUAUCCCAGGACUGGGUUGUGAGCUUUUCAAACGGGACAUCAUAAAAGUCCUGGAGCUCAGCCAUCUCCUCCCCCAGUGUUCCCAUUGGGGUGAUGAAGUACUCACGCGUACCAGCCAGCUUCAAAGGAGAGGCCUCCAGUGGCUCUUUGCAGCACACAGCUUUUUCCCAGGCGAAGCCUCAAGGCAGGACUUUUGCUUUCCGGCAGCAAAACAACAGCUUCUCAGUUUUCCAGCCUUCUUAAGCACACAGCACAUCAAAGCAGGCUUCCUCUAAUUGCAAUUACUGCCUCCAUAACCUCUGAGAUAUCUUGAUUUAUUGCUCAGAUAAGCGUCCGGCACGCUUCCCCCAUUGCGUAGGCCUCUGCAUUCCAAAGGGCACAUUCCGAUACUUCUGAGCAUAGCAGAGUUCGUCAGCGGCUAGAGGAAACCAAAACACUCCAGUGCAUUCUUCAGUGUGCUUAAAUGAAGUCCACUCAGGAUAUUAGCAGCUAAAAGCAGCUUUAUUUACAGCAGGCUAUCCAUUAUCUAUCACAGCGAACAGCAUCGCGAAAACACGUCCUCUCUCCUCAAAAGCGAAAGUAGAGAGACAGAACAAAGACUUUAGUCUCUCGGAACUGACGUAGCUCCCCCCUCCCAACUGUAGGCAGGGCGUACAUUCUGAGCUGUUUAACCCUGUAAGCUCAGGUUCUCCUCACAUCAUGCACUUUUCUCUUUCUGUAUCUCUGCUCUAGAUUUUUGAUGGACUGUGCCAAUCCUGAAUGUAUUGGAUUUGUGACCAUGAUGCUCAUUUGCCUUCAGCAAAGCUCAGAUGAACAACAGAUAGCUCUAUUGUCCAUAAAUUUGUCCAAUCACCUUAUAAGCCAACUGGUUUGGUGACCCUCACUGCCCCCUGGGGGGAGAAAAUGCCGGAGUUUAAGUUUGUGCUGCAUGAAUUAUUAUUAUUAAAAUAAAAUUUAAUAUUUAAUUUAAUUUAAAAUUAAAAUUUUAAAAUUAAAAUUAUUAUUAAAAUUCAUCCAUUCAUUCAUACAAUGUAAAAACACAAAAAUACAUAACAUAGCAUGUGAUGGGAUGAUGAGCUGCUUGUGCGUAAAAUCGUAUCCCCUCAGAGUUUGUUCAAGUCCACAAACCUCUGUCUGUGACAGAGCCCCUCAGACAUGGCUACUCUAGUCACUAGCAGAUUCCGACAGUGGUUGCUUUCGUAAUCGCUUCCAACAUAAAAGCUCCUUAACGGAAACACGUCUUCUGGAAUCUCUGCGUGACAGUUUCCGGCGAGGAGUGGGUGUUCUUACAGGAGGUCCUGAAACCUCUCCACUGUUUUCGCUGGAAGUGUCUCUGAGCCAUCCCUCCAGCUCAGCUCCUCUAUCCCUUCUUGUUCAAUCAUCAGCUGCUGCGUCUCUCCCAACCUGUGUGAGCCCUUUCACCUCCCUGUUGGUUUCCUCUUCAGCUGCUGCGUCUCUCCCAACCUGUGUGAGCCCUUUCACCUCCCUUCCGUCCGAUGGCAGUUCCCUGACAUCCACCUCCCUCCAGGGCCCCCUUCACCCCCUCUCGCCCUCCUCUACGGGCGGUGAGGAGGCAAAACCCCGGAAUGAACUUCCUUCAUCUUCCGAUGUCUCGAACACUUCUCUCAACCUGUUGCGGUUCCUGGUCUCGAAGUACACCUCCUCCUCAGAGUCCAUCUCCCCUUCCCCUUCCGAGUCCGGGAAUCCUUCCAACUCCUCCCCUUCAUCAGUGGUCCCAAAGUAUUCCCUCCGGAACCUCUCCACAGGCUGAGGUUUCCUUGGGAACCUUUGAUGGAACGUUUCUAUCAAUACCUCGUCAUUGAUAUCUUCAGCCAUUACCCAAGUGUUUUCUGACUCCGGUUCUCCUUCCCACGCUACCAAAUACUCCACCUGAUCCCCCUUCCACCUGGCGUCGAGGAUUUCUGCCACAUGGCUGCUGCAUUCUCUUUCUUCUACGACCGGUCCCCGAGUGGCCAGCCCUUCUCGUCCCCUUCGUACGGUGACAGUAACGACCUGUGAAAUACUGGGUGCAGUUUCAUGUGGUUGGGUAACCGGAGCCUGAAAGCCACUGGGUUGACCUGUUGAAUGACCUCAAAGGGACCCAACCUCCUGGGUCUUAAUUUCUUACAACCUCCUUUGAACGGCAACCCUUGGGUUGACAGCCACACCCUAUCUCCCACCCUUAUGGUUUCACCUUCCCUUCGGUUCUUGUCUGCCUGCCUCUUGUAUUCUUCCUUCGCCCUUUCUAAGUUGAGUUGGAGCUGACGAUGGAUUGCUUCCAUUUCUUCCACAAAAUGCUCGGCUGCCGGGACGCUCCAUCUCUCCCCUCUCCCCUGGGAAAGCCCUGGGAUGACACCCAUAAUUAGCCAAGAAGGGGCUCAUCCCUGUGGACACAUUCUCGGCAUUGUUGUAGGCAAAUUCCGCCAGCGCCAACUUUUCUACCCAGUCAUUCUCUCUGUCAUUGACAUAACACCUCAGGUAUUGCUGGAGGACACCGUUUGCUCUUUCCGCCUGCCCGUUGGUUUCAGGGUGCCGGGCAGUCGAAAAUUGACCUCCACCUGCAGUAAGCUCAUGAGCUUCCUCCAGAACCUGGAAGUAAAUUGUUUUCCUCGGUCUGAGACCACCCUCAAUGGCACCCCGUGCAACCUAAAAAUGUUUUCUACAAAUAACUUCGCUGUCUCUUCCGCCGUGACUGCAUGCGAGCAAGCUACAAAGUGGCACAUCUUUGUUAGUAGGUCUACCACCACCAUGAUGGCUGUUUUCCCUUUGGACUUCGGCAGAUCAGUCAUAAAAUCUAUCGACACUGCCUCCCAAGGUCGUUCUGGGGUUGGUAAGGGUUCUAACAGCCCCGCCGGCGCCCGCCUUUCCCCUUUGGCUCGCUGGCAUUGCUCGCACCCUCUUACAUACUCACGUACAUCUUCCCUCACCUUAGGCCACCAAAAUUCCCUGGUGACCAACCACAUGGUUUUGUGUUGUCCAAAAUGCCCCGCCGUAGGGCUGUCGUGCAACUGCUUGAGUACCCUCCCCUUAACUCUCCUUCAGGGAUAUACAGUGCCCCUUUGUAAUACAAAGCUCCAUUUCUUUCCUCGAAACCCCUGGUUCCUCUCCAUCACCCCUAAGACCUCUGAGCUUAUUCUGGGCGUAUUCAUCAUUCUCUGUUUCCUCUACCAGUUCUCUUUGUCCCACCAAUGCCGCCCCACACACCCAGCGGUCUUCUGGAAUGACAUGUCUCUCUUCGGGUGCCCCUCCCCUCCAAAUAUUCAGGUUUGCGUGAGAGAGCGUCCGCCCUAAUGUUCUCUGGGCCUGGCACGUAACUAAUCUCAAAGUUAAAUUUGGAGAACUCCUGGGCCCAUCUCACUUGCCGUUGGCUGAGCACUCGUGCCGUCCUCCAAUACUCUAGGUUCUUGUGGUCAGUGCACACUUGCACCUUAUGUUGUGCGCCAAUUAGCAGGUGCCUCCAUCUCCGGAACGCCUCAUGAAUGGCUAGUAGUUCUCGGUCAUACACCGUGUAGUUCCUCUCGGAUUUGUUCAGCUUUCGCGAAAAAAGGCACACGGUCUCCACUCUGACCCCUUCUUGCCUGGCUGCAGAAGCACCGCCCCAAUCGCUCUGUCUGAUGCGUCAGUUUCCACUCUCAUCGGUUUUUGUAAAUCCACAUGCAGGAGUUGUUGUUCCGAGGCGAAGGCCCUUUUAGUUCCUCAAAUGCUCGCUCCGCCUCCUCAGUCCACACGAACUUCUUCUUACUGCUGAGACAGUCCGUAAUGGGCGCCGUCAGGUGGGCAAAGUUUCGGAUGAACUUACGAUAGAAGUUCCCAAAUCCUAGGAACCUCUGCACAUCCUUCUUUGUUUUGGGUGUUUUCCAUUCCAGCACAGCCUGGACCUUGCCGGGAUCCAUGGCCAAUCCCUUGUCUGACAGGCGAUACCCCAGGAAUUCCACCUCCUUGGUAUGAAACUGACACUUCUCCAGUUUCACCCACAGCAGGCUGGCUUGCAGCCUGCUCAACACUUCUCUGACGUCUCUCACAUGCUGCUCCUCAUUCUCAGAAUACACCAACACGUCGUCUAAAAAGGCCACACAAUUCUUGUAAAGCAAAGGCCCCAGGACGUGGUUCAUAAACGAUUGAAAUGUUGCGGAGCCUGCUUGUAGGCCGAAGGGCAUAACCAAAUAUUCAAAUGCCCCUAAAGGGGUGAACAUAGUGGUUUUCCAUUCAUCCCCCUUCCUUAUUCGUACCAGGUUGUACGCCCCCCUUAGGUCCAGCUUUGUAAAAAUCUUUCCCUUCCGCACCCUUGUCAAAAUGUCGUCAAUCCUGGGCAUAGGGAAGGCUACUGGUUCUGACACUGCAUUUAAGGCCCUGAAGUCACACACCAGCCUCGGCUUGUUCGUGUUUUUCUUAUCCACAAAAACACUGGGCUGCCCCCACCGCCCUGGACUCUCUGAUGAACCCUCUCUUCAGGUUCUUGUCAAUGAACUCUCUUAACUCCUGCAUCUCUCUGUCUGACAUGGCGUACAGCUUGCCUACAGGGAGCUGUGCUCCAGGGAGUAAGUUGAUUUGACAGUCAAAGGGUCUAUGCGGGGUAGUUGGUCAGCUUCCCUUUCGCUGAAGACGUCACGGAGAUCUGCAUAUUGUCGUGGUACCUUCACGUUCUCUGUUACUUCAGUCCCUGCUAGGGUGGCUUGGACCCCUGCCAAACCCUUUCCCUCUUUGCAGUGUUCUAAGCAAUGUGCUGAACCAAAAGAAACCACUCUCUGAUGCCAGCCCACCAGCGGAUCAUGUAACGCUAGCCAGCUCAUCCCCAAUAUAAUGGGAGCUCCUCCCAAGGUGGCCACAUUAAAAGCUAUCAGUUCGGUGUGCCUUGCUACCUUCAUUAUCAUUGGGACGGUCUGCAAGCUGACUUCUCCACCCAACAGCUCCCUGCCAUCGAUCGUGGUCACCUGCAGGGGGCUGCUUAAAGGGAUUGUCUGUAUCUGGUGUUCAGCUGCAAACUCUUUGCUCAUGAAAUUGCAGGAGCUGCCUGAGUCCAACAGCGCCUUUAUCUUUAGAGGGUGUCCGUUUGGCAGCUCUAGCGUCACUUCUAUCACUAGGGCGGGUUUAGGAGGUUCUGGCGUGGGCACUCACUGCUCUUUGGCCUGGCUGCUGUGCCCUGACAGUGGCAGCCAGGCGUUGGCUUUUACUUGCUCCGGUAUAUUUUCCUCUCUUCCAUCCACAGCCCCUACCAUCCCUUGCCAUUCUUUCCUCUGGGGGCAGACUCUGGCAAAGUGACCUGGCUGUUGGCAGAGAUAGCAUUUCCGGGCGCCUUUUCCCUCCUUCUUUGCCCCCUCACUGGGCUUUGAAACUGCGCGCGCGCUGUUCCGAUUUCCAUCGGCUCUGCCGGUGGGAAAGUUGGCUCUGGAAUGUCUGGAAUGCGGAACUCCUUCCAACGUUCCCCUUCCCUUCCCGCCUCUCCAAUGCUCUCGCCUCCUGGCGCGCCUCCUAUGGCCAGCGCUGAUUUGGUCAGCUGGUCCAUAGACUCCGCCCUGGGCGCCCGGGAAAGUUCGUCUUUCACAGCCGAAGAAAGCCCUUCUUCAAAGAGCAUUUGAAUGGGUUCCGCCGAUAAGUCCCACCCCAAUCUGUGAACAAGCAUGGUGAACUCAGUCCAGUACUCACGGACAGAUCGGCUCCCCUGUUUGCAACCCAUUAACUGUCUGCGCACCACUCCCUUUUCAAUAUCGCUGGAAAACAUCAGAUCCAUGGCGCGAAAGAACUUCAUCGUGUCUUUUAAGACGUCACUAUUCGCUGCCAUCAGGGGUCUAACCCAGUCUCUCGGCCCCUUUUCAAGAUGCUCAAUCACGAAAGCCACUCGUGAUUCCUCGUCAGGGAAUUCAUCAAACUGCAGAUUGAGGGCAUAUUGCAUUUCUGUCCGAAAACCAUGAUAGUUUUUGGGCUCCCCCAAACUUCUGCACCAAUCCUGGUACCUUUCUGGCGAACUGGGUGGCUUUCCCCUUUGUCUGCAUCCUGAGCCCUCCUCUCCUCAAGCCUCGCCGUCUGCAUCGCUAGCUGGACCUCCAACAUCUGGUACCUUUCUUCCAGGCUUGGACCCGCUCCAGCUCCUGCUUCUCCGGUUCCGGCUGGGUUGCUCAUGAUACCUUCUCCUGCACAAGCUGCUUUCAAAGACUGUCGGAAUGCUGUGAUGGGAUGAUGAGCUGCUUGUGCGUAAAAUCGUAUCCCCUCAGAGUUUGUUCAAGUCCACAAACCUCUGUCUGUGACAGAGCCCCUCAGACAUGGCUACUCUAGUCACUAGCAGAUUCCGACAGUGGUUGCUUUCGUAAUCGCUUCCAACAUAAAAGCUCCUUAACGGAAACACGUCUUCUGGAAUCUCUGCGUGACAGUUUCCGGCGAGGAGUGGGUGUUCUUACAGGAGGUCCUGAAACCUCUCCACUGUUUUCGCUGGAAGUGUCUCUGAGCCAUCCCUCCAGCUCAGCUCCUCUCACACUGCAGGUUCCCUCAUCAGCUGCUGCGUCUCUCCCAACCUGUGUGAGCCCUUUCACCUCCCUGUUGGUUUCCUCUUCAGCUGCUGCGUCUCUCCCAACCUGUGUGAGCCCUUUCACCUCCCUUCCGUCCGAUGGCAGUUCCCUGACAUAGCACAAACAAUAACAAUACUCUCCCCCCUACACACAUACAGCUUAAAAGGCCAUAGAUUGUUUAAUUAGCCAAAGUACUUUCUUUCCUCUGUCUUGAAUCUUCCAACAUUCAGCCUCCUUGGCUGUCUAAGGAAGUUCUAAGUGUUAUGAGAGAGGGAGAAUCUAUCUACUUUCUCUAUUUUAAAAAAUUUGAUCGUGUCCCCACUUACGCACCUCUCCCCUAAAUUAAAAGCUCUCUCAAACGCUGCAAAUGGGAUGCCUUUAUAUUUUUGAUGUUCUCCUGCUCAGAAGUAAGUCCUCCUGAGUUCAGUGGGAUUUAGUCCCAGGUAAAUGUGCAGGCAAAUGUCCUGGCAAAUAGAAGGGGAAGAAAUGGAGGCAGUGAGAGAUUUUACUUUCUUGGGCUCCAUGAUCACUGCAGAUGGUGACAGCAGCCAUGAAAUUAAGAGACGCCUGCUUCUUGGGAGGAAAGCAAUGACCAACCGAGACAGCAUCUUAAAAAGUAGAGACAUCACCUUGCCAACAAAGGUCCGUAUAGUUAAAGCUAUGGUUUUCCCAGUAGUGAUGUAUGGAAGUGAGAGCUGGACCAUAAAGAAGGCUGAUCGCCGAAGAAUUGAUGCUUUUGAAUUAUGGUGCUGGAGGAGACUCUUGCAAGAAGAUCAAACCUAUCCAUUCUUCAGGAAAUCAGCCCUGAGUGCUCACUGGAAGGACAGAUCAUGAAGCUGAGGCUCCAAUACUUUGGCCACCUCAUGAGAAGAGAAGACUCCCUGGAAAAGAACCUGACGUUGGGAAAGAUGGAGGGCACAAGGAGAAGGGGAUGACAGAGGACGAGAUGGUUGGACAGUGUUCUCGAAGCUACCAGCAUGAGUUUGACCAAGCUGCGGGGGGCAGUGGAAUACAGGAGUGCCUGGUGUGCUCUGGUCCAUGGGGUCACGAAGAGUCGAACACAACUAACCGACUAAACACAACAACAAAUGUGCAAUAUUGCAGCUUUAUUACCUCUGAUUUUGACCCUUUGCUUCUGCUGACUUUAAAAUUAUUUAACGACUUUAAAAUUAUUUAUAGACUGCUCCAAUUGCUUGCAUCCUUAUUAAAGAGCCAAGCCGCACGUUUAACGUGGCGUCUGCUGAGUCAUGAUGAGUCGACUGAUGUCUCAAGAAUGCUGCUGUUCCAUAGCUUCCCUGUAGGCUUAAUGGCUGGACCUUUCCAAUCCUAAAUUAGAGCACGCAAAGGGAAUUCCGCACAGCGAUGAUGCACAGGAAAAUAAGUGUCAAUUAUACGGUAGUGUGCUUAGUGAUGCUAGAGGGCCGCGGUGUGCCAAGAAUCCUGCACACCGGACCAUUCCUCUGCUAUUGGGUGCAUCUGCCCAUGAGGCUAUUUCCUUCCCAACUGGGAUGGGAAGGUGCCAGCCUGAGAGAUGGCACAAAUGAUAAUGACAGAUCAGGAGGCGUCCCCCCAGCCAGUAAAUGCCACCUGCCACCUGAGGGCACCUGCUGCGGGGCCCAGGGAGGGUUAAAAGCAUGUGGCAUAGGGAAAGGCCAGUCGUGAGUCAGAGGCUAUAGGAGCCUGGCCAUCGGCAAGGAGACAAGCUGCUGGGAGGUCUUGCCAACAGAGGGUUGCAUCCCGGGGAUUCUGCUUUUAAGCUGGUAAGCACAAGGGGAGGUGUUACUAGGGAUAGAGGAUAAAUUCAGUUUUGUUUGCAUUUUGGUGAGAAGCAACCUAAUCUGAACUUCCAGAAGCAAUAGGCAAACCAAAACCUUUGAAAUUUGCACUUCUCCAAAUUCUGUGAUGUGUCUCUGCAACCAAAGAAUGUGUGUACAAUUGCACGUGCUAAUGAAAAGAACUUACCAAAAUGCAUUAUAUUGUGGGGGGGGGGUGCUUGCAAAAAUGUGCUUUAUAUGGAGUAAUUCCCACUAAAAUGCUGACAAUUUUCCUGGCGGAUAAUAAUACAGUGGUACCUCGGGUUACAGACAUUUCAGGUUACAGAUGCUUCAGGUUACAGACCCCAUUAACCCAGAAAUAGUACCUCAGGUUAAGAACUUUACCUCAGGAUGAGAACAGAAAUUGUGCUCCGGCGGCAGCGGGAGGCCCCAUUAGCUAAAGUGGUACCUCAGGUUAAGAACAGUUUCAGGUUAAGAACAGACCUCCAGAAUGAAUUAAGUUCUUAACCCCAGGUACCACUGUAACAACAACAACAACAACAAUUUGCUGUGGAAAUGCAGAAAACUGAAUUUAAGAUUUGAAGAACGAGAAAUUGAGAGAAAUGGAAAUUUCCAGAUCCAUUCACCUCUUAUGUUUCAGAGGCCUUCAUUUGUUAAAUGAAUGGCAUCAGCACCAGGGCAGUCCCCUAUUUCAAUUUGAAAGUCUGUUUGGUCCAAGUCCAAUUUAAAGAUAGUGACCCAUAAGAAGGAAGAACCUUGAAGUUUGACACCAGCAGUUAAAAGUACCUGGGCAACAGACUGAGCAGGCAGGCAGCUCCCCCUGGUCAGUCUUUAUAACCAUGGGUUAUCUCCAGUGUUAAUCCUAUUCAAAAGCAGUUUCCUUAAAAAUAAUGGACAUGAAUACCUUAGAUCAGUGUUUCCCAAACUUAGGUCUCCAGUUGUUGGACUACAACUCCCAUUAGUCCUAGCUAAGAGGACAAGUAGUCAGGGAUUACGGGAACUAUAGUCCAGAUACAGCUGCAGACCCAAGUCUGGGAAACGCUGCCCUUGAUCCUUUACAGUAAACCUUGCUAAAUUGGCACAAGGACGUUUUAUGCAAAUUGGUGUCUUAUUUCAACCCCUAGUGCACGUCCUCCUUUUUUUGGCAAUGCAGAAAAAUCUUAAUCUUUGGGCAGCUGCCAGGGGGCACGGUAUCUCCAAACCAGCAUUUUGUGCUGUGCCUGGAUGCAAUCCCCCUUUUAGUUUCUCACAGCACCACUAAACCUAGUGUCAGUCUGGGUCAUGGUGCCUGAAGUGCUGCCACAGCUUCCAGAAAAGCCCACCAAAGCUCAUUGCCUGAAACCCUGGAGAAUUGCUUGCCAGUGUAGACAUUACUGAGCUAGAUGGACUCACUAUAAGGCAGUUUACUAAAUCCCCAUGUUUCCUUGAAGACAGAGCCAAUCCUGCCUUGGUUCACCUCUUGCAGCAGGGACUGCUUUGACUGAUAGCAGCAGGUCUUCAAGACUCUUGAAGCGUCUUACCUUGUUGUGUUAUCUGAGAUCAUUCACUGACCUUGGAAACUGUUUUAUUCUGAGUCAUAUCCUUGGUCCGUUUAGCUCGCAGUUAACAGAAGCAGCUCCAGGACUAGCGCUUCUAAAUAUCUUCCAAGACACACGCUACACACAUAACAGCUUAUAAGUCACUUACUCUCAGCAGCUAGGAGUGUCAUAACCAGAUGCUGGAGGGAGCUGUUCGAAGCGAAUAUGGACCACUGGUACCAAACUGCUCUACUAGAAAAACUAACCAACAAAUUGAAACUAUCAAGGGGACAAACAAAGACGGACCCCUUGACCCUUGGGUAGCUCCCCUUUAUCACAUACACAGGCCAACAAGACAAUGACCAAUCCCUCACAACCGACAACAUACGAAUCAAUAUGGCGGACUUAACCCAGCAAUGCCCCCCACCCACCCCAAACACGGACAAAGCACACUGCAACCAACCAUGCCUUGGGCCUUUUGGUCUCUUGCUCCGCCAGCAAAAAUAAGACACCUAUCCACACAACACUGAUUUUUUAAAAAGUUCCACUUAUAUACUAUGUCAAGAAUGAAACUUGAAUGUCUCCCUCACCCCACUUUUUCUGUUCCUGUUUUUCCAUUUCUCCAUUUUCUCCUGUCUCUCUCUCUCUCCUUCCCCACCUCUCUUUCCCCCUCAACCUCAUACAGUGGUACCUCAGGUUAAGAACUUAAUUUGUUCUUAAGAGGUCCUUUCUUAACCUGAAACUGUUCUUAACCUGGGGGAGAGCCAGUGUGGUGUAGUGGUUAAGAGCGGUAGUCUCGUAAUCUGGGGAACCGGGUUCGCGUCUCUGCUCCUCCACAUGCAGCUGCUGGGUGACCUUGGGCCAGUCACACUUCUUUGAAGUCUCUCAGCCCCACUCACCUCACAGAGUGUUUGUUGUGGGGGAGGAAGGGAAAGGAGAAUGUUAGCCACUUUGAGACUCCUGAAGGGGAGUGAAAGGCGGGAUAUCAAAUCCAAACUCUUCUUCUUCUUCUUAACCUGAAGCACCACUUUAGCUAAUGGGGCCUCCUGCUGCUGCCGCGCUGCCGGACCCCGAUUCUGUUCUUAUCCUGAAGCAAAGUUCUUAACCCAAGGUACUAUUUCUGGGUUAGCGGAGUCUGUAACCUGAAGCAUCUGUAACCCGAGGUACCACUGUAUUACCUACAACAACAAAAAUGUUUCAAACUGACUGCAAUUGGCUUGUAUGAAGGACUCUACGAUUUGAAACAGAGACAAUGAAUGUACUGUACCUUUGUUACUUAUGGAAAACCUUUCAUUAAAAACAUAUGAAGGAGAGGAAGAGAGAAAGAGAAAGAGAUGACACGGAUUGGCAGUGUUAUUCCAGGGAUUCAGGCAAGGAAUCCCUAACUAGAGAUGCUGGGAACUGAACCUGGGACUUUCUGAACGCAAAGUUGGUUCUCUAGCACUGAGCUACAGCUCUCCCCCCGGAUAUCAUUGUGCCAGGGGAAAAAAUUCUCUUGCUCAGCUUCUGCACAUCAGGAUGCUGUUUCAAGGUGUGCAGGAGCAGGAUGGAGAGCAAAUUUGGCAACACAUCUGCUCUGCCUCUGAGCUUCAGCCCUUCCUGCAUGCUUUUCCACUGAGUCACGGCGCCUCCCGGUCUUAGGAACUGCCGCCUUAGGAACUCCCACAAAGCUGCCACAAGCAGUGCUCUCUACGGCCAGUUUUCAAAGCCCUCCCUUGACUUGGUGCCCAAGCUAUGCCAAAGUUUUUAUGGGUGGUUUUUUUGGGGGGGGGGGGAGAAAGACUCUUAGGAGUGUUUGAUUUGUAACACAGAGCACAGCUACUUUAUAACAUGAUCACAGGACAUCCAGAAACAAUUGUUCUGAUAUGAUACUGUGCCACACUGAAAUGUUCAAAUGUUUAUUUGAUUGCCCUUGAAUCUUCCUGCCACACUUGGCAUUCCUCCCCUGCCACACCCUUUGAGAACCGCUGCCUUAGACCAUGCAAAGGAUGCAGCUGUGUCUUAAGAAGGCAAAAUGUCUGUUGUUAGGGAUUGUAGGACAAGACCCGCCAAGGAAAAUAAGGAACCUAUUUAUGUAUGCUACAAGAGCGGCAAGAGUCUUGAUAGCACAAGGAUGGAAGAAUGAGGAAACCCCGACAAAAGAACAGUGGCAAGAGAAAUUGACGAACUAUGCUGAACUGGCUAAAUUGACAUACAAAUUGUGAGGCAAGGACAACUGUGACUUCAAGGAGGAAUGAGAACUUUUCACAAAUUAUUUAAAAACACAACAAAAUGAACUGGACUCCUUGGCAGGUUUUGAAUAAACAUACACAAAUUUAUUGUUGAUAACACGAUGGACAGAUAUGUAAGGAUAUAUACAUUUUUAUAAUAUGCAGAGAAAAUAUGUGCAGCGAAAUCAGGGAGAGGAGUUGAGGGAAGUCCUGGGGUGGGGAGAGGGAGAAAAAUUAUGUAGGCGAUUAUAUGGUUUGAUAAUUUGUUAUGUGGAAAUUGAGCAAUAAAAAAUAUUUUUUUAAAAAAAGAAAGAAGGCAAAAUGUCUGGAGCCGCCUGAGUUAUCCAGUCCAAUGCAAGUCAAGCGAGUCCUCCUGAUGAUUCUGGAUAACAAAUGUUUGGGUCUCCUCCCUCUGCAGGACAGAUCCUCGAGACGUCUCCAGCCACUCUCCACUCUGCUUGUGACAAUGGCAGGCGUGAGGCAGCUGGCUGUUGCAUUGCUCCUUGUCUCUGCUGGUAAGUGCAAAGUGCAGGCACAGCGAGGGGUGGGGUGGAAUCAGUGGCCUCGGCAGUGGCGUAGCGUGGGUUGUCAGCACCCGGGGCAAGGCAAGUAAUUUGCGCCCCCUAACCCGUGGAUUUUAGUAGGGGCAGAGAGCUGUGAGUGUGAGCGCGCCCCCCCGAUGUUGCGCCCGGUGCGGCCAGCCCCCCCUGCACCCCCCAUGCUACGCCACUGGGCCUCGGGAUGGUGCUGGACUCCAGCUCCCAUCAGCCCCAGGCAGCCUGGCCAGUGAUCAGGAAUGAUGGAGGUUUCUAAGCAGAGGUUAGGUGGCCAACUGUCAUGGUUGCUUUAGCUGAGAUUCCUGCAUUUCAGGGGGUUGGACUAGAUGACCCUUGGGGUCCCUUCCAACUCUACGAUUCUAUGAUGGGGUUGUGGCCCAGCAACAUCUGGAGGGUUACAGGUUCCUCACCCUGUUCUCCACUCAAAGCUACAAUUUCAGAGUGGUUAAUAAUAAUAAUAAUAAUAAUAAUAAUAAUAAUAAUAUUUGUACCCCACCCAUCUGUCUGGGUUUAACAUUCAUUCCCUCUUCCCAGGGGACUCUGAGACCUAUAGCUCUGUGAGGGUGGUUGGGGCAUCCUAGCAACUCUCAGCACCAUUAACAAACUACAGUUCCCAGGAUUAUUAUUUUAAAUGUGUAGUGCAGGUGGGGCCAAUAUUUCUCUUGUCAGUUUAAAAGGAGCACCAUGCUCACUUUUCUGGCUUUUUAAAAUACCCAGACAAGAAAUUCCAGCAGGAAGUGAUGGAUUGGAGCAGAUAAGGAGUCCCCCCUGCUCUCUCCGCGAGGUGUAAGGACUGAAGAGCAAAACCCUGGCUAGAUAUCUAUCUAUCUAAGUUCUGAAAAUGCUCUGCAAAAAAGCAGUUGUAAAGCUCACAAUUGAAAAUAUCAUUGAGUUGCGAUUUCAGCUCUGCAGCACCAUCUGGUGUCAAAGUGUUAUAACACAUUUUGACUAACGUACAUCUGAGUCCCAUCUUUUCUCCAGCUCUUUCCCUCUCGAUCCCCUACAGCAGGGGUGGCCAACUCCCAAGAGACUGCAAUCUACUCACAGAGUUAAAAACUGGCAGUGAUCUACCCCAUUUUGGGGGGUUCAGGUCAAAGUUGUUGAGCUUGUUUUAGGAAGGAAAGCCCUGUUUUUUGGGGUUCAGGUCAAAGUUCUUGAGCGUUUUUUAGGGGAGCCAAAGUUGUUGAGCUUCUUUGCGGGGGAGCCACUGAUCUACCAGUGAUCUACCACAAACGUCCACUGAUCUACUGGUAGAUCACAAUCUACCUGUUGGACGUGCCUGCCCUACAGCAAAAAGGAUCCUGGAACCACCUGAUCCAGUAAAGAUUCCAUAAAAAUGGCGAAAAGCAGGAAGGGCCUGAAGCCUGAUUGUUCCCUCCCUCUUCCUCAGAGUCUCCAACCCUACUUUAAAUAAUUUACUGAUUGGAAUAGAGGGACAGUGUCACAUAGUGGUUAGGGCGUUGGGCCUAGGACAUGGGAGAUCAGGCUUCAAAUCCCCACUCAGCCCAGAAGCUCACUAGGUGAGCUUGGGCAAGACAACUCUCAACCUAACCUACCUCGCAGGGUUGUUGUUGUUGUCGUGCAGAGAAUACAGAGAUGCAGAGAACCAUGUAUGCCCCUUGGAGCUGCUUGGAGGGAAAGUAGGAUAUAAUGCAAUAAUAAUGUUGAUGUGUUUUUGCAGUGUGCACCCAAGAUGACGAGGGAAGGAUCAUUGGAGGCUAUCCCUGCCUCCCCCAUUCUCAGCCCUGGCAAGCAUACCUGACUGGCACAUACACUUGCGGGGGGACUUUGAUCGCUGACUCCUGGGUAGUCACUGCUGCGCACUGCUAUGGUGGGUGAGUCUGACCAUGCACCGGAAAUAGUCUUCUGCUGAGUCUGAUUGGCCCAUCUAGACCUGCCCAGAUGACUGGGUGCAGACAGGGGUGAAUGAAGGCGUUGUGACACCCGGGGCAGGGCAUCACUACAUAGGGCGCAUGUGCGGUGUCGCUACGUACGACGCAUGCACUGUACAUAGCGACGCCACACAUGCGCUGUACAUAGCGGUUUGCCAGCAGUGGCGCUCCAGCACCGUACGGACGGUGCUGGGAUCCCUCCAUCGCCACUACAGCCACAAACAGAGGGAUCCCACCACCAUCUGUACGGCGCUUGAGCGGCGCCGGCAGCAAACCACUAUGUACAGCGCAUGUGAGCCAUUGUUACGUACAGCACAUACGUGUGACACCGCACAUAUGCUGUACAUAGCAGUUUGCCGCUGGCACCGGGAUCCUCUGCUUACGGUUGCAGCCGCGAGCGGAGGAUCCUCCAUAUGCAGCUGUGGCGGCGCGAUGGCUGCUUGCACAGCCGUGAGCCCACGCUGGGUGCCUUCUUGUCACCCUCCCAUACAUGGCACCUGGGGGUGCAGAUCUCCAGGUACUCAGGGCAGAUGUCUUACCCUGCCUUGCCACAACCCUGAAAUUUCUUUAAUGGAAGAUGCUGGGGGAUUGAACCUAGAUCUCCUGUAUGACAAGUAGCAUGUGCUCUGUCACCAAGCUUUAAUCCCAAUCAAAGUGAGAAGAGUAAAGGGCAGCUAUGUGCCCAGCUUGAUAAAAGGACAGCCCUCAAUUUGAAGGGCUGUCAGAUAGGGAUGGAUGGCUCUGUCCGUUUCGGUUCUUUCUGUUUCUCUCCCCACCCCACCCAUCUUAAAUUCAGUCCCCCACCUUGGUGCAGCAAUUUGCAAAAGGAAGGAAGGAAGGAAGGAAGGAAGGAAGGAAGGAAGGAAGGAAGGAAGGAAGGAAGGAAGGAAAUAAUGCUGCUGCCCUGGUCAGUGGUCAGGGAUGAUGGGAGUUGUAGUCCAGCAACAUCUGGAAGGCCACAGGUUCCCCAUCCCUGCCGCAAGGCUUCUUACCAUUCAAAUCCUGCUGAAUCAACCAUGUGAUGAAAAAGACAUUGCUGAGAGCAAAUGCAAAGCUUUUGCAAAUAGGUCAGGCAAAGGAUUGUAUUAUACACAGAUGAGCAGUGCCAUCUGGUGGAGUGAUUUUUACAUCGCAAAUCGUUACAUUAUUAUCAAAAGGCUUGCAAUCCACUGGGUUUGGAAUAUUUCAUAGAAACAUUGUGUACUGCAAUUUGCUACGUUUUUGAGUGAUUUUCAGAAAGAAACCAUUUUCCCAAAGAGAUGUUCAAAAGCAGCAAUUUUUAAAAGUUCCUAUAUUUUAUGAUUUGGCUUCAGGAUUUAGGGUGGUGACUUUUCCUUCCCUCUUUCUGCAAUUUUCACUGGGACAGGAAGCAGAUGAUGGUGGGAAAAAAGUCUCUCAAAGCCAGUUUUGAACUGGAAAUAAAGCUCCAGUUGCUUUGCAGGCACAGAUCUAAUUUUUGUGGGUGAAGCUGUAGCGAACUAUCUCCUGUAUCAGUCUGCCUUGGCUUUAUGAACAGCCUCAGAGGUUAGGACCAGCCCUACUGUUAGGCAGAGUGAGACGGCUGCCUUAGGCAGCAGAUGCUUGGAACACUGAGCAGUUGUGAGAUGUGGGAAAGGCUGCAUUUCCUAAGCAAGCAUGCUGCCCUCAGGUGCACUCAGUUGCACCAUUAUGCAGUGGCAGCUCCCCGUCUUACUGCAACUAGGUGCAAUGGAAGACCCUGUCCUGGCACUAGAUUUGAAUGGCAGUCCUUCCACUUCCUUAGGUGUGUGGGUGCCCCUUUGUCCUUUGUGUCAGGCAGCAAAGAGUCUUGGGCCCUGCCAUCAUCCUGAGCCACCUGGAGAGUGAGCAUGAAACACGGGGCCUCUUCAGUGGUGGCACCAUAAUUCUGGAAUAACCUGCCAACAGAAUUCUUGCCAUCAUUUAAAAUCUUCUUACCAACAGGCUUUUCAUGCUCAAUUGUAGUGCAAUCUGGUUUGCAGUGUUUCAGACUUCUGCUUUUCAUUUAAUCUUUGCAAUUUUAUUUUAUUUUUAAUUGUUACAUGCAACCUCCGUCUCUGAACAGUAAUAAAUCUCUGGGUUUGGUUUCCUUGGAAGGAAGGUCACUGGAGGUGGGUAGCAUUAAUAAGGGUUAUUUACACACAUAUGAAGGAUGGGUGCAAGAUGGAAGGUUCCCAGCAUUAGCACCCCCAUCAGAUCCUGCUCCCAUUUUAGGUAUUGGGGGAGAGCACUGGGUUCUCGCAGAAAGCAAAUCUGGCUUCUUAGUCUCCUUCUAGCCCAGUUCCAAGACAAGACUGCCAGGUUAUUGUUGCUUCACAUCCACACACCUUGGUGACCAUACGUGGAAACAAAAUCCAUAUCCAGAAAUGGCUUUCUCCUUCCAGAAGAGCCCAUCCAUCUUCUCAGCAGGCCACUCUGCUACAGUCAUCAAGGCACACAUGCCAUAUAUUUAAAGCACAUUUAAAGAACUCCCCCUUCCCACAAAUCCUGGGAACUGCAGUUUGUUAAGGGUGCUGGCAGUUGUAGCUCUGCAAAGGGUAAACUACAGUUCCCAGAAUUCUUUGGGGGGAAUUAAUGUGCUUUAACAAGAGACGCAGGUGGCGCUGUGGGUUAAACCACAGAGCCUAGGACUUGCCGAUCAGAAGGUCGGCGGAUCGAAUCCCCACGACGGGGUGAGCUCCGUUGCUCGGUCCCUGCUCCUGCCAACCUAGCAGUUCAAAAGCACGUCAAAGUGCAAGUAGAUAAAUAGGUACUGCUCCGGCGGGAAGGUAAACGGCAUUUCCGUGCGCUGCUCUGGUUCGCCAGAAGCGGCUUAGUCAUGCUGGCCACAUGACUUGGAAGCUGUACGCCAGCUCCCUCUGCCAAUAAAGCGAGAUGAGCGCCACAACCCCAGAGUCAGCCACGACUGGGCCUAACGGUCAGGGGUCCCUUUACCUUUACCUAAUGUGCUUUAAAUGUACGGUUCGUGCACAGCCAUAAUCUCCAGCAGCCCUGCUGGCUCCGUUAAGUCUAUUCAAUCUUAAAAUCAAGAAUUACAGAGCUGUAAGGGAUGCCUCAGACAUUGCACGGACUACACCCUAUCCCAUUCCCCCCCCAACGCACUUUAACACAUAUUGAUCCUAUUGUGAAGCUACUCUGGGAGCUUUAUGCUGCGAGCAGAAAAGCAGGGAGAGCAAUGCGUUGAAUGAUUUACUGAUGGCAUACUCUGGUUGUGAGCCAGGGACAGCAUGUGCAGUGGUGCUCUCUGUACAAACCAGCUUUUCUUCUCUCCUUGUUGCCUAGCAAAAUAAUUGUGCGGCUGGGGAAACACAACCUGGCGAUCCGGGAAGAAGGGGAGCAGACCCGGAGGGUGGUCAGGUACUUCCGCCACCCGCGUUUUGACCCCCGUACCCUCAACAAUGACGUCAUGAUGCUGAAGCUGGAGAGGCCAGUCCCCUUUACGCAGAAUCUACAUCCUCUGGAGUUACCCAGAGGCUGCUCUGCCCCUGGGACGGAGUGCCUUGUUUCUGGCUGGGGCACCCUCACUACGCCACAAGGUACAUGCACGGGCGCAAAAGAACCAACUCUUUUUGCUCACCUUUAUUGCACAGCUGGGGAACCGCUGGGCCUCCAGAUGUAGCUGGACUACAGCUCCCCAUCAUCCCUAACCAUUGGCUAUUCUGGGCUAAUGUAAGGUUGCCAUGUGUCUUCUUUUUCUAGGACACGUCCUCUUUUUCAGGUGUAAAAUUUCAAUCCAGGUGGAUUUUUUUAAUUUUCCAAAACACGUCUGGCUAUACUUUCUGGAUGAGACAUAAGACACAUAACUGGUGCUUUCCUCUUCUCUUCUCCUGCUUCCCUCGGCAACAUAUCACAGCUUCUAUAGCCUACGUAUAGUAGGGGUAUUUAAAAUGAGAGUCGUCCUAGUCGUCCUCUUUUUUGCUCUUCAAAAUAUGGGCAACCCUAGCUGAUGGGAACUGGGAUCCAGCAACAUCUGGAGGGACAAAGGUUCCUCAGCCCUGCCUUAAUGCGCAGGUUGCCAAUGCGCUGCUCACAGGCACACCUGCAAGUGCAGAGGCCUUCCCUGGUGCACAAAGGGGGGAGGAUUAAAUGUUGCACUAUGCUGAUCAUUCAAUCAUUGCAGGCAUCUCAUGGAACAAUCUCCCCUCCCUCUACAUCCUGUUCUGUGGGUUCUCCCCCACCCAAAAAGAAACCCCUAGAGCCAAUUUCCAGGGGCACAUAGGAGUGGGGUGGGGUGGGGACCCACUGAGCAAGUGGUCUUCGACUGGUGGGACUCAUUAGCUGAAUCCUGCCCAGGGUCCCGUCUCCCUGCUGAAAUUAAUUUUGAAAGAGGCCCCAAGCCUAAUUGUUGUGUCUGUGUUGGAGAUCCUGGAAAAUGCAGCUGGAGAGAGAAGAUUCAUUUUGCAGGAAGAUGGCCCUUCAUUAACCGCACAAAACCACAAAAAACCACACACACUUUUCAUAGAAUCAUAGAAUCAUAGAGUUGGAAGAGACCACAAGGGCCAUCGAGUCCAACCCCCUGCCAAGCAGGAAACACCAUCAGAGCACUCCUGACAUAUGGUUGUCAAGCCUCUGCUUAAAGACCUCCAAAGAAGGAGACUCCACCACACUCCUUGGCAGCAAAUUCCACUGUCGAACAGCUCUUACUGUCAGGAAGUUCUUCCUAAUGUUUAGGUGGAAUCUUCUUUCUUGUAGUUUGGAUCCAUUGCUCCGUGUCCGCUUCUCUGGAGCAGCAGAAAACAACCUUUCUCCCUCCUCUAUGUGACAUCCUUUUAUAUAUUUGAACAUGGCUAUCAUAUCACCCCUUAACCUCCUCUUCUCCAGGCUAAACAUGCCCAGCUCCCUUAUCCGUUCCUCAUAAGGCAUCGUUUCCAGGCCUUUGACCAUUCUGGUUGCCCUCCUCUGGACACGUUCCAGUUUGUCAGUGUCCUUCUUGAACUGUGGUGCCCAGAACUGGACACAGUACUCCAGGUGAGGUCUGACCAGAGCAGAAUACAAUGGCACUAUUACUUCCCUAUUACUUCUCCAGCCUAAUUAUUGGCAGGAAGAAGAGAAGGGGUGUGAUGUGUAUGCGUGUAGUAUACGGGGUACCCCAUGGCAGAUUCUCCCGUUUGCAAAAGUUUCCAUGGGCCUGUAAAGGUUGGUGACCCCUUAGAGCUCCUCCAGACCAUCUGCUUAUCUCGAUUUGCUUGCAUAGUGUUUCCCGAGUGGUAAUAGCUCCUCAUUCUUGAGAAUUUGUUCUGGUUUGUUUACAGGGUGGGUUAUAUGUCAACAAGCAUUCACCCCAAUUUGCUGGCCAGGUGUUUACACGUCUUCCCAUAAACCAUUCAUCCACCCCACACUUUUCAAUACAUUGCCUGUCACUUUCCUAACCUCAAAAAGCACGGCUUUUUAAAGAUAAACGGAUUUGCGUGUGCUAAAGCGACAGAACGCUUCGAUCCGCUUUCACCACACGGACCUGAAUUUUGGGCAUGCGCUUGAACCAGUACUGCAAAAUAGUGACAGUCCACAGGCACCCUUUGUGCACAAUCAGAAAAUCACUCCGUCCUUAAGUGUUGCGGAUAAUUUGGACAUUGAGCAGCUAUUAAAUGGGGAGCGGGUGGUGUUGUCUUUUCUACAGCCACUUUCCCAAACAUCCUGCAAUGUGGAAACGUCAGGAUUAUCAGCUCAGAGAGAUGUUCAGCUUCUUAUCCUAACAGCAUCACGAAUGGGAUGGUUUGUGCUGGUGUACCAGAAGGUGGAGUGGACUCCUGUCAGGUAGGAUGGAGACAUGGCAUUGCUACCAAAGGCCGUCUAAAGAGAAUUUUCCCCCACCUUCCAUUCUUGCGUGUUCUCAUCCUCAGUGCCCAUUCUUCUGUGUCAUGCCUUGUCCUUGCCUCUUGGGCUUGCUGAUCGGAAGGUUGGCAGUUUGAAUCCCUGUGACGGGGUGAGCUCCCAUUGCUCUGUCCCAGCUCCUGCCAACCUAGCAGUUCGAAAGCACAACAGUGCAAGUAGAUAAAUAGGUACCACUGCGGCAGGAAGGUAAACGGCAUUUCCGUGCGCUCUGGUUUCCAUCACAGUGUUCCGUUGUGCCAGAAGCAGUUUAGUCCUGCUGGCCACACAACCCGGAAAGCUGUCUGUGGACAAACGCUGGCUCCCUCGGUCUGAAAGCAAGACGAGCGCCGCAACACCAGUCACCUAUGACUGGACUUAACUGUCCAGGGGUCCUUUACCUUUUACCUUUUUUACAUUGUCCCCCCACCCUGGCCCUCCUGCUAAUGCCAUCCUUCUCUCUCUCUCUCUCUCUCUCUCUCUCUCUCUCCCAUCCAUUGUUGUGCAAUUAUCUAUCUGGCUUGCUUUCCCCUGCAAUGAUGCCAACCAGGGCAGGACUUUGGGGCAGACACCUGGGCUCACAUCUGAAGGGCAGAAUGUUGGCCACUCAUAGACUAUGCUUAUAUUUAGUACCAGUAGUUUGCUGGCGCCCUGUGGGACUUGUAGGGCAGACCAGCAGUAGGUGGAGCCAGAGUCAAUAACUGGCAGGACCACCACACACACAUACCCCAACUGGCUGCAAAGUAAGAUGGCAGGCAGGUGGGGACCGGCUGAGGGUACCCUGGUGUGGGUGGGUGAUGCUUCAUUUGCCCUGGCGGACCAGGCUGCCAUAGCAAUACCACUGUUGUAGCCAAGUACCCUGCUCUGCCACAACGCUGCCCCUGUAGGCCGGGUGGACACAAUGCAAUCUCAGGAACUGUGCUGCCUUUCACAGGGCGACUCUGGAGGGCCUCUCGUCUGCAAUCAGCAGCUGGAGGGGAUCGUCUCCUGGGGCUUGGAGAAAUGUGCCCAGCCCAACCGGCCAGGGGUUUACACCAGAGUAUGCAAGUAUGUCAACUGGAUCCAACAAAUCAUGUGGAACAACUGA